UAGAAUGUUGCAGCGGUGGGCACUGCGGACCGGCAAGCGUGUGUUCCACGCGAAGUGCUGGGUGGGUGGAAAGAAGCACUUCUGCUGCGUUUUUAAAAGACAUUUCGGUAACAGUUCGAUGGGUGGAGAAGCGAUGAGGCAGCCGGACGAAGAAGCCAAGGGGACGGCAAAGCCAACAUGCAGCAGACUCAGUAAUCCCCCCCACAGUGAAGAAAUCAUCCAGCAUAUCCAAAACGAAUACGGAAUUUGCCCCAGUUCUAUAGAUGAGAAUAUCCAAAGAAAUGAAGAAUACGAUUUAUUCAAGUUAAGCAAAAGGUGGAGUGCCUUUUUCAAAUGUGAAAAGGAUUUAUACGACGUGAUAAAUAAAUACAUAAAGACAAAUAAAAUGGAUUACCAUUUACAUGCGUACUUAAAGGGUACUCCGAUUGGAGAGGGACAGGGAGGGGAAAAUGUGAAGGGUAGGAUACCUCAAAUGGAAGAACAACUGAGGAACAUCUUAACCUACAUUAUGUCCCUUUUUUACAAACAAAUUCAAGACUUCAACACUGUGUCUCUCUUAAGUGAGCGUAUUAUACAUUUACUAAACGGGGGGUACUCCCAAAGUGAUGCUAAUGGAGAUGGCCGACCCAAGAAUGAGGACAGUCUCUACCUGGACAAGGCCACCAUUUUAACCACACUUGAAGUGUACAGUUAUGUGAAUGCCAUGAACGAUGAAUUAUUUGAUCGACUUUUUUCUCUACUGAACAAAUGUUACGUGGAGUCAGCGCCACCGGGAAGUCCCCUCAUAAUCAGCGAUGAGGAAGUCCUUCUCACGCUGAGAAGCCUUUAUAUCCAGAAGUUUAAAAAUCAUGUCAUUGUGGAUACCAUCAUAAGAUCACUUAGGGACACCCCCCAUUUGAGUCCACACCUUUCGGUGCAUUCGUUCCUUUACCUCACGUUGUUAUCAAGGAUAGAUAAUGAUUCCCUUUGUAGGGUAAACUCUUCACUGUUUUAUGUCCCUCAGAUGGGACAACUUGGUCAGGAAGACUCCAGUGUAGCCACUGAAAAAAAGACGAUUAAUCCAAACGAGAAGGAAGAACCCAUAAAAACUGAGAACCCUACAUGGGAAAAUCAAAUUGAGCAAAUAAAAUUCAGAGCCCCUUUAUCAGCAACAGAUUGUAUAAAGCUACUCUACGGUUACUUCAUCCUGGGGGAAAAUCACAUUAACUGGUUCGUUAUCCACAAACUCCUUCUACGAUUGCAUGAGGAAUUGAAAGAUGAGGAAAAAAUCCUUUUCUUCGAGAAGGAGAACAAAAAAAAGGUACUCCAAAUGGUAGCCAUUGUGAGAACCUAUUUAAGGUACAAAAAAAGAAGCCUCUAUGAUAAUUUGCCCAAGGGUCUCAAAAGGGUAUUAAAGAAGUUGCAAAGUCUGCAUGCAGAUGAAGAAAACCCAAGAAGGAAGGACAGGAAAUUUGUGCAGAAGGUAUCAUGGCAUUUAAUAAAACUUCGCAUUCCGCAUGUCAAGAAUGCAUAUAAAGGUGGGAUCCUAUUGGACAUUUUGGAGAAGAAUAAAAAGCUGGUGUGGCUGUGCUUCUCGUAUCACCAGUAUUACGUUAGGACGAUUGACUUAACGGCAGAGACCUUACUACAGAUGGAUUUACUAAAAGGCAUGAAUUAUAGGAUUGCCAAAGUGCACUACUAUCAGUUUUCCCGCAUGAAGGCAAGGCGAACUCGAUUCGAGUACAUACGGAUGUGUCGCUACUACACGCUGCGCGACCGACGCAACUACGACGAUGAGUUCGAGGGGUGGAACUUGCCCUACAUCAACUGGUACCACAAGAAGAACAAAAACGUACACGUGUCCAACUACUUCUACGGCUACACCCCCGUCUCGCAUAUGCAAUACUA
Molecule: messenger RNA, 1887 nt
Organism: Plasmodium cynomolgi strain B
Lineage: Eukaryota; Apicomplexa; Aconoidasida; Haemosporida; Plasmodiidae
Exons: 1
Source: RefSeq, a predicted model, not a curated record